Messenger RNA from Sinocyclocheilus anshuiensis, 5074 nucleotides. Its product is annotated as sodium bicarbonate cotransporter 3-like. Gene Ontology annotation, biological process: monoatomic anion transport; regulation of intracellular pH; bicarbonate transport. The transcript has 26 exons. Gene Ontology annotation, molecular function: monoatomic anion transmembrane transporter activity; sodium:bicarbonate symporter activity; solute:inorganic anion antiporter activity. The coding region runs from base 386 to 4213 and encodes 1275 amino acids. NCBI's taxonomy places the organism in Eukaryota, Metazoa, Chordata, Actinopteri, Cypriniformes, Cyprinidae. Gene Ontology annotation, cellular component: apical plasma membrane; plasma membrane; basolateral plasma membrane. The record is from RefSeq and is a predicted model, not a curated record.
CCGACGUCAGCAUGAGAAGCGUGUACUGGCAGCGUCUUGCAGAAUUCUCUCUCACUUCUGCUUCCUAGUCAGUUGUGACAUAGACGCUUUUGCUCCUGAUCUUGGUAGAAGCAGACUGCCGCUUUAAGGAAGUGCGUAGAGACUUCCUCUUCCACAGAUCCUGAUUGUAGCUUGUCUCAGUCCUUUUUGAUUUUAACGAAAUGAUUUAACGCUUCAGGUUGACCUUUGAUUGUUUUUCAUCGUUAGCCGUAGUAGCGGACUGUUUUUAUGAGCUGGCUGAAUGAUCAAUGUUUCUGGACCUUAUCAUUUAAGCUCUUGGUGUCUUAAGUGCUGUCUGAUUUUCUCCAAGUGACGAAGUUUUAAAGUCCCUCCCCAGGGUCUGUGAAUGAUGCAGGACUUCUGGGGAGACAUUGUGAAUCUGAGGACCACCAGAGGAGCUACAAUAUUCUCGGGCAAUGAUGAGGAAGCUGUUGUUGAUCAGGGGAAAACCAGCUCUACCAUCCACACAAACUUUGAAAACGAGGAACUUGAAAGUCACAGGGCAGUUUACGUGGGCGUACACGUACCUUUAGGAAGACAAAGCAGACGUAGACAUCGCCACCGUGGUCACAAGCACCAUCGGAAAAGGAAGGACAGAGGGUCCGAGCGAGAGGAUGGGAGAGAAUCGCCAGCGUACGACACUCCCUCACAGAGGGUCCAGUUUAUCCUCGGCACUGAGGAUGAUGAUGAGGAGCAUAUUCCUCAUGACCUCUUCACGGAGCUCGAUGAGCUGUCCUUCCGCAGUGGACAGGCUUACGAGUGGAAAGAGAUGGCUAGGUGGUUGAAGUUUGAGGAGGAUGUAGAGGAUGGAGGAGAGCGCUGGAGUAAGCCCUACGUCGCCACGCUUUCCCUGCACAGCCUGUUUGAGUUACGGAGCUGCAUUCUCAAUGGCACAGUCAUGCUGGACAUGAGAGCAAACACCAUUGAGGAGAUAGCAGACAUGGUAUUAGACAACAUGGUGGCGUCUGAGCAGCUGGACGAGAGUUUGAGGGAGAAGGUGCGGGACGCCGUGCUGAAGAGACAUCACCACCAGAAUGAGAAGAAACUCAGCAAUCGCAUCCCGCUCGUACGCUCCUUCGCCGACAUAGGCAAGAAACAUUCAGACCCGCACUUGCUUGAGAGGAAUGGGGAGGGUCUCUCAGCCUCCCGUCUGUCCCUCCUUAGACGUACCUCCUCCACCUCCAGUCCCCCCAGAUCACGCCGUCCCUCCAGAGAGUCCCGCAGUUCCCGUUCCUCCAUCUUUCUUAACCAGCUUCUGCCGAGCGCCAACUCAUCCCCUUCCGCCUCCCCCAAUGCCUCCCCUUUCGCCACCCCUCAAAACACGCCCCCCACCGUCCACCGCGCUUCAUCAUCUCUCCGCUCCCCAGGACCCUCUCAGCAGGGACCCGAGCUGCUGGUGGCACGGGGAUUGAGAGAGGACAUUCCAGAGGUUGUGGUGUUCCCACCCGAGGAGGAGGAGGAACCGCACUCACUGUUUUCCGACCCUCAGGAAGAGCAGGUGGCACAUGACCCGGGCAGGCUGGCACAGCUCUUGCCCCCACCGCAGUCAGGUCUUCUUGCGUCCCCCCAGUCGGCCCCGGGGGGCCUGGAGAACAGUAAGCUCAGUGAAAGCCGUAUGAACGGCGCUGGUGGCAGCAGGGAAAACAGCACUGUAGACUUUAGCAAGGUGGACAUGAAUUUCAUGAAGAAAAUUCCUCCGGGCGCAGAGGCUUCAAAUGUUUUGGUGGGAGAGGUUGAUUUCCUUGAGUGUCCAAUCAUUGCCUUUAUCCGUCUCUCACCUGCUGUUCUUCUCACUGGACUGACUGAAGUGCCUGUUCCAACAAGGUUUCUCUUCUUGCUGUUGGGGCCUUUCGGGAAAGGGGGCCAAUACCAUGAGAUUGGCAGGUCGAUAGCUACUUUAAUGACAGAUGAGAUCUUUCAUGAUGUAGCAUACAAAGCCAAAGACAGGAACGACCUUCUGUCUGGCAUAGACGAGUUCUUGGACCAGGUGACAGUGCUGCCUCCUGGAGAAUGGGACCCCACGAUACGAAUCGAGCCGCCAAAGAGCGUCCCGUCUCAGGAGAAGAGGAAGAUGCCUUCCAUGCCUAAUGGUUCUGCUCCACCAUCAGACAUUAUCAAAGAAGAGGAACACCACGCUGGACCUGAACUCCAGAGGACAGGACGGAUAUUUGGUGGACUGGUGCUAGACGUUAAGCGGAAAGCUCCGUUUUACUGGAGCGAUGUGCGGGACGCUCUUAGCCUGCAGUGCUUGGCCUCUAUCCUUUUCCUCUAUUGCGCCUGCAUGUCCCCCGUCAUCACCUUCGGUGGCCUUCUGGGGGAAACCACAAAAAACAACAUAAGUGCUAUUGAGUCUCUGUUUGGAGCGUCGCUGACCGGUGUGGCCUUCUCUCUGUUUUCUGGUCAGCCUCUCACUAUCCUGGGCAGCACUGGGCCAGUUCUAGUUUUUGAGAAGAUUCUUUUCAAGUUCUGCAGUGAUUACGGUCUGUCCUACCUCUCUCUGCGCACUAGCAUUGGCCUGUGGACAGCCUUCUUAUGUAUCGUGUUGGUUGCUACAGAUGCCAGCUCUCUAGUGUGCUAUAUAACGAGAUUCACAGAGGAAGCCUUCGCUGCUCUCAUCUGCAUCAUUUUCAUCUAUGAGGCCUUGGAGAAACUCUUCCAGCUGGGGGAGAUGUUCCCUUUCAACAUGCACGACAAUUUGGAUAACCUCACAUCUUACACAUGUCAGUGUUCAUCUCCGUCUAAUAUCACAGAGAAGAUGGUACAGGCAUGGAAUCAGUCAGGUUUUAAUCCUGAGACCAUAAACUGGAGUGACCUUGAUGUGCCAGAUUGCAAGAAACUCCAUGGCGAGUUUGUGGGUCCUGCUUGUGGACAUAAUGGCCCGUACAUCCCUGAUGUAUUGUUCUGGUCUGUCAUUCUGUUCUUCACCACUUUCUUCCUGUCAUCCUUCCUCAAGCAGUUCAAGACCAAGCGCUAUUUCCCCACUAAGGUCCGCUCUUCAAUCAGUGACUUUGCAGUUUUUCUAACCAUCAUGAUUAUGGUCUUGGUUGAUUACUUGGUGGGCAUCCCCUCUCCUAAACUACACGUCCCAGAUACCUUUGAGCCCACCUCUAAGAACCGUGGCUGGCUGAUCUCACCUCUGGGUGAUAACCCCACAUGGACGUUGUUUGCAGCAGCCAUCCCUGCCCUCCUGUGCACCAUCCUCAUCUUCAUGGAUCAGCAGAUCACCGCUGUCAUCAUCAACCGUAAAGAACACAAGCUCAAGAAAGGCUGUGGGUAUCAUCUUGACCUCCUGGUGGUGGCUGUGAUGCUUGGCGUGUGUUCUGUGAUGGGCUUGCCCUGGUUCGUUGCUGCCACAGUCCUCUCCAUCUCCCACGUCAACAGUUUGAAGGUGGAGUCGGAGUGCUCAGCCCCGGGAGAGCAGCCCAAGUUUUUGGGCAUUCGUGAGCAGAGGGUUACUGGGCUCAUGAUCUUUGUGCUUAUGGGUCUGUCUGUCUUCAUGACAUCUAUUCUAAAGUUUAUCCCAAUGCCUGUGUUGUAUGGAGUGUUCCUCUACAUGGGUGUCUCCUCACUCAAAGGCAUACAGUUCUUUGACCGUAUUAAGCUGUUCGGGAUGCCGGCAAAGCACCAGCCUGACCUGAUCUACCUGAGAUACGUGCCGCUGUGGAAGGUUCACAUAUUCACAGUAGUUCAGCUCACCUGCCUGGUGCUGCUGUGGGUCAUCAAAGUGUCUGCUGCCGCGGUGGUCUUCCCUAUGAUGGUUCUUGCUCUGGUAUUUGUGAGGAAGCUUCUGGAUUUCUGCUUCACGAAGAGGGAGCUUAGCUGGUUGGAUGACCUAAUACCAGAAAGCAAGAAGAAAAAGGAAGACGACAAAAAGAAAAAGGCAAAAGAGGAAGCACAACGCAUGAUGGAGGCUGAAGGAGGAAUGGAGAUCCCUUAUGAUAAUGGGGACCACCUAGAAAUCCCUGUGAAGACCCUUAAAGUCAGCACUGACCCCUCUGUGGUUAACAUAUCUGAUGAGAUGGCCAAAACUGCUGUGUGGAGAGCUGUUGCCAUGAGCUCUGACAGUGCCAAAGUAUUGAAACCUAGUGCCAGUGAAGAGAAGAUGGCUAGUAUUAAGAUCAGUGUGGAGGAUGAGCAGGGGGAUAAAUGUGUGGAUACAGAGACGUCAUUAUGAGAGACAGACUUUGAGAGCUCACUGUGGACACGUGCAGGGCCCUUCCCAGAGUCCUCUAGUCUGGAACGGUGUUGCUCUGUUCUGUGUGCCCUUCCAACCUGCCAAAGGUAGAGACGCCCGAUAGAGGGCUGAGAUAUGGCUUCCAGGUAUAUUUAUCGAAGUUUCUAUUUUUAAUCACACCAACAAACCCUUUUUUAUUUUGUACAAUUUGUUUUUAAUAUGAAUAAAGCACCAUGAUUUCAGACAUUUAGGGUAUGUUAUGAAGAACUCUUCAGACUCUUAGGUUUCAUAUUUUUAUUUUAUUUUAUUUAUUUUAUUUUUGUCAAGAUAAUGAAGACAAAGUCUUUUAGGAUUAGCUUAACACGCUAAAAUCCUGUUUCUCACGGUACCACAGUUUUCAGAUCAUCACCUAAGAUAUUUUACUUUCAGUAUAUAAAAAUGCUGUUUGUUGCAGAGUGCUGCUUUUAAAAAAUAAAAAUAAAUGCAUAUAUGAGAAAAUGUCUCGUUGAGACCAAAGGUGGUGACAUUAGGCUGCAUGACUGACUUUCCAAACUACUGGAAAAAAAAGCGUGCAAAGCGAACACUUCAAAAUGUCACAUGAAGGACAUAUUAAACCUAAAUACAAAGUAAAUUAUUAUUAUUAUUGUACUUGUAAAAAUGUAAUUCCCAAUGGUGGUCUGACAGAUUAUUUGAUUUAUGUACAAAUACUAUAUUAAAACAAAACAGAAGGAGGAGAACAAACAGAUCAAUUCUUGCAGUCACUCUGAAAUAAAUAGCAAGAAAAAUUCAUACUUGAGUAAUGUAAAUUGCUCCAGAUUGUGUUAAAGAGUUUUCCCCCACAUUCAUUCAUGUGUUUACAUU